Anolis sagrei ordinatus is the source of this 2953-nucleotide messenger RNA. RefSeq names its product SMAD family member 4 (gene SMAD4). Gene Ontology annotation, molecular function: RNA polymerase II cis-regulatory region sequence-specific DNA binding; I-SMAD binding; DNA-binding transcription factor activity, RNA polymerase II-specific. The record is from RefSeq and is a predicted model, not a curated record. Gene Ontology annotation, biological process: BMP signaling pathway; regulation of transcription by RNA polymerase II; cell differentiation. Gene Ontology annotation, cellular component: heteromeric SMAD protein complex. NCBI's taxonomy places the organism in Eukaryota, Metazoa, Chordata, Lepidosauria, Squamata, Anolidae.
UUUCAACCGUGCGCAGGCGCACUGGAGGAGGAGGCGGUGGCGGCCGUGGACUGCCCUCAUUCUCGCCUUCCGGAGGCGAGGAGGGAGGACGCGGGCCGGGGAAGGAAGGCCGCGGCGACGGAAGGGUCCCGGCCCAGGCCCAGGAUCCAUUUCCUGAGUACAGCACGAUCCACUCCAGAGGAAAGGUGUGCCUUGGAUACAGUCUCUCGCCCAUUGAUUGGCAGACGUAUUUAGUCUGGAAGGAAAACAUCUAUCAAAUGGACAGUAUGUCUAUUACCAACACACCAACAAGUAAUGAUGCUUGUCUGAGCAUUGUUCACAGUUUGAUGUGCCAUCGACAAGGAGGAGAAAGCGAAACAUUUGCAAAGCGAGCCAUUGAAAGUUUGGUAAAAAAACUUAAGGAGAAAAAAGAUGAAUUGGAUUCUUUGAUUACUGCUAUAACUACAAAUGGUGCUCAUCCUAGCAAAUGUGUUACAAUUCAAAGAACAUUGGAUGGAAGGCUUCAGGUGGCUGGUCGUAAAGGUUUUCCUCAUGUAAUUUACGCACGGCUAUGGAGGUGGCCUGAUCUUCACAAAAAUGAGCUCAAACAUGUCAAAUACUGCCAGUAUGCUUUUGAUCUGAAAUGUGACAGUGUUUGCGUAAAUCCAUAUCAUUAUGAGCGUGUUGUAUCACCUGGCAUUGAUCUUUCAGGAUUGACUCUGCAAAGUUCUGCACCUUCAAGCAUGUUGGUGAAAGAUGAGUAUGUUCAUGAAUUUGAAGCGCAGCCAUCACUCUCAACUGCUGAAGCCCAUUCGGUUCAGACUAUCCAGCAUCCACCAAGUAACAGGGCAUCUACUGAAACUUACAGCACCCCAGCCAUGUUGGCUCCUUCUGAGUCUAAUACUACCAGCACUACUAACUUUCCCAACAUUCCUGUUGCUUCUACAAGUCAACCCACCAGUAUGUUGCCAGGUAGCCACACUGAUGGACUCUUACAGAUUGCUUCAGGACCUCAGCCGGGAACACAGCAGAACGGCUUUGCAGCUCAGCCAGCUACUUACCACCACAAUAGUACAACAACUUGGACUGGUAGUCGAACUGCAGCUUACACACCUACCAUCCCUCACCAUCAGAACGGACAUCUUCAGCAUCACCCACCUAUGCCCCAUCCUGGACAUUACUGGCCAGUUCAUAAUGAGCUUGCAUUCCAGCCUCCUAUAUCAAAUCACCCUGCUCCAGAGUAUUGGUGCUCAAUUGCCUAUUUUGAGAUGGAUGUGCAAGUUGGUGAAACAUUCAAAGUUCCUUCAAGCUGUCCAAUUGUUACUGUGGAUGGAUAUGUGGACCCUUCAGGAGGGGACCGCUUUUGUCUUGGUCAGUUGUCCAAUGUCCACAGAACAGAAGCCAUUGAAAGAGCAAGGUUGCAUAUAGGCAAAGGUGUCCAGCUAGAAUGUAAAGGCGAAGGUGACGUGUGGGUUCGGUGCCUCAGUGAUCAUGCAGUCUUUGUUCAGAGUUACUACUUAGAUCGAGAGGCAGGACGUGCACCAGGUGAUGCGGUUCACAAAAUUUAUCCAAGUGCAUACAUUAAGGUGUUUGAUUUACGUCAGUGUCACCGUCAGAUGCAACAGCAGGCUGCUACAGCACAGGCUGCAGCUGCUGCUCAAGCGGCCGCAGUAGCAGGAAACAUCCCUGGGCCAGGAUCUGUUGGGGGAAUUGCUCCAGCUAUCAGCUUGUCAGCAGCAGCUGGGAUCGGUGUGGAUGACCUCCGCCGCUUGUGCAUCCUGAGAAUGAGCUUUGUGAAAGGCUGGGGCCCCGAUUACCCGCGGCAGAGCAUUAAAGAGACUCCGUGUUGGAUUGAGAUCCACCUGCACCGGGCUCUCCAGCUCCUGGAUGAAGUGCUCCAUACCAUGCCGAUUGCCGACCCCCAGCCACUAGACUGAGACCCCGUUGCAGCUCUUAGCUCUUCUAGAGUGAGGAUGGUGGAGUGUAAAAUACCAUUUUGUUUAUUACUGGAAGAUAUAUUUUACUUCCAUUCUGCUUAAUCUCUUAACCAGGUUUUAAAGAGAAAAUGUCUUUGCCACCUUGCUCUCAGCAGAAAGAAUAUGAAUGAGUUCCCCACCUCCAGAUUUUGCUUCUGAGGUUGUGGGAGGCUGGCGUCAACCAGCCGUCUUUUUAUCGUAAUCCUGGUGCGAUCACUGCUUUCUGCCUAGGGAAUCUUGCUCGGCUCAAUGGAGCCUCCUCCAAAUUCUCACUGAGGCACGAUACUGCCACUUUAAACAAUCCUAUGCAUUUCAGGGAGCCCAGAAAUGGAGCUCCGCUUGUGCAGUUCUUCAGGCUGCCCUUGAAUCCACCCCAAAUGAGCAAAAUCAUGUUGAUUAUUCUAAAGGGAGGAUUUUCGUGCUCUGCAUUACUAUGGCACUGGAGCAUCUCUCAUAGGGAGACUCCUGCAUGUAAAAUAUUUAUGUACACAUAUUCUUUUAAAAUACACUAAAAGGAGAUGGGCUUCAGAGCUGGCACUAAAUUCAAGUGCACCAUGAAAUAUUCAACACAGAGAAUUACCAGUGAAAUGACAUAACAAAUGUCUAAUGGCAGGAACAUAUUUUCAUCACUAUUCCCAACUGAUUUUUUAACUACAGCAAAGAGCCUGUUAAAAUGUUUGCAGUUGAGAGGGCAUGAAUAUGUGUUUUACAGAACUUGGAGUGCCAUCUUUAAACUUCAUAAUCACGUUUAAUGGUUGCAUCAUUGAGAACCCAGAUUUCUUUUUUAAUCUUUCGACAUUUCUACUCAGGGCAAGAUGGCAAACUUGUUUUUAUACCUCUUGGUUAUUUUAAGCUCUUUAUUCCAUCAACAAUCUUAUCUAUUUGCAUUGACUUUGUAUAGAGAAUUUCAAGUAGAAGUUGGAAAUGUAUUUGGCUGUAUGACAGAUGCAAUAUUAUGCUUUCUCUAGUUAAUAAAAAUAUUGGAAAAAUUCUCCAAA